GCCCGGCGGGGCAUGGCGUCCGAGCGAGGCGGGCGUCCGCUGGUGGCCAGUGCUGGGGCCCGGGCCCGGGCCGGGGGAGCGGCGGCGCGCCGGGGCCGAGGGCCGGGGCAGGCGGGGCCGCUCGCUGCCUCUCGCUCGCCGCGGCGGCGACGGCGGCAGGCGCCAGCGAGGCCCGUGGGGAGUGGCGGCGCAGCCCGGCGUGUGGGACGACUGGCCGGGGCCUGGCCCGCGCUCAACCGGCGCGAUGCUUUUCUCGCUCCGGGAGCUGGUGCAGUGGCUGGGCUUCGCCACCUUCGAGAUCUUCGUGCACCUGUUGGCCCUGCUGGUGUUUUCCGUGCUGCUGGCCCUGCGUGUGGACGGCCUGGCUCCCGGCCUCUCCUGGUGGAACGUGUUCGUGCCCUUCUUCGCUGCUGACGGGCUCAGCACCUACUUCACCACUAUCGUCUCCGUGCGCCUCUUCCAGGACGGAGAGAAGCGGCUGGCUGUGCUCCGCCUCUUCUGGGUCCUCACGGUUCUCAGCCUGAAGUUCGUCUUCGAGAUGCUGUUGUGCCAGAAGCUGGUGGAGCAGACCCGGGAGCUCUGGUUCGGCCUGAUCACGUCCCCUGUCUUCAUCCUCCUGCAGCUGCUGAUGAUCCGCGCCUGCCGGGUCAACUAGCCUCGCAGAGGAUAGGCUGGACUGCCGGACCCCGGGCUGAGCUCCCGCAUCUGCCGCACCAGGGGAGAGGUCUGGGUCUCAACGGCAGCUUGUGCCCUGCUGAGUGCCCAGCUUUCUCUUUCUCAGUCAUGUCUGGAAUUGUUCCUUCAGCAGGGCUACAGAGAGCAGCCUUGAUUCUUAAAAUGUAUUCCCUCUUAUCUCAUGCUUUGAAUAGCUAAUCUUGAAUUGAGAUCUUGAGCGGAUCCCAAGAAGGCCAGACAGUCCUGAACGCCUCUGACAGUUGGAAACUGCAAAGGAGUAAAAUGUCCUGAUGGACUCUGCGUAUUUUCAUGGAUCCUGGGAAAGUACCUCUUGCGCAAAGGCUGCAAAGCUGAACUCAAGGUUUCCCCUGGCAAGCAGUGCUGACCUGAGAGCUUACUGCCCCAUCCCCCCAGACAAGACUUCCUUAGAUGCUUGAGCGCUAAAAACUGUAAACCAGCUUGUGUCUCCUCCCCAAUGGCACUGGGGAGGAUGGGCUUUUUCUUCAUUCCAGCCCAGGCAGACAGGAGUAUGUUGAAUAAGUGUGAGCAGAACCCCAUCUGGAGAUCUGUUGCCUGAGAAAAGAACUUGCUUUCAAGGCGCUGCUUGGCUACCUAUCCCAGCAGAUUGCAGUGUCACGACUUUUCCACCACCUGGUGGCCAGCACUGUUAGCGCGCCUGAGACAUGUAGGCCGCCCUAAGGGACCAGCGAGACGAACGGGUGCUCUGAUGCCUUAGCCAUUGAGACCUACACAGGGGAAGCUUGCAGAUGGUCUCAGCCCACGCCUGUCGGCCUGAGGGCUUUGGUUUGAUGCUAGUCAGGUGCCAAAUGAGAACAUUUGCUGAGACAAAAAUAAAAUAAGAGAAUGUUUUGCUGAAAUGCACAGUGGUUGCCU
This is a messenger RNA of Hippopotamus amphibius kiboko, 1569 nucleotides long. It is a transcript of the gene TMEM203, whose product is annotated as transmembrane protein 203. Bases 245 to 655 code for a protein of 136 amino acids. Gene Ontology annotation, biological process: intracellular calcium ion homeostasis. NCBI's taxonomy places the organism in Eukaryota, Metazoa, Chordata, Mammalia, Artiodactyla, Hippopotamidae. Gene Ontology annotation, cellular component: endoplasmic reticulum. The record is from RefSeq and is a predicted model, not a curated record. The transcript has a single exon.